AUGGCUAUGGUUCAUCAAAGUCCAGUGGUUCAAUAUCGAACUUGUGCAUUAAAAUGGCAUCCUGAUCUUCAUGAUGACUCUACCAAGGCUGAGGCUGAAGCAAAAUUCAAGCUCUGCGUUGUGGCUUAUCAAUCUUUAACCCAAAAGCUACAGCUGAUCGACAGAGUUACUUAUCAUAAGCAGCAAACUGAUCAGGAGAAAUCAAAGGCUAAGAAGAACAAGAGAUCAAAAAAGUUUUUGAGGGAGCAUCAAGGAAAAAAAUCAAAUGUUAAGAAGUUGUUGAGGGAGCAUCAAGAAAAAGUACAUCGUGCUGUGGAAGAACUUAGACGUGAAAGAGAAGAGGCCGCUGCUAAAAAGGCAAAAGAAAACUUAAAUACACGUGAAAUACUGUCUGACCCAAUAGAAGCUUCUCACAGAGAAACACUUGGUCUGAGUCCUUGGGCUCCCUUAAAACUUGAAGAUGUCAAACAUGCAUAUCGAGCUUGUGCAUUAAAGUGGUAUCCUGAUCAUCAUGAUGACUCUACCAAGGCUGAGGCUGAAGCUAAGUUCAAGUUCUGCAAUGUGGCUUAUGAAUCUUUAAUCAAAAAGCUACAGUAA
Messenger RNA from Brassica rapa (field mustard), 597 nucleotides. RefSeq lists its product as uncharacterized. The record is from RefSeq and is a predicted model, not a curated record. Lineage: Eukaryota; Viridiplantae; Streptophyta; Magnoliopsida; Brassicales; Brassicaceae.